Molecule: messenger RNA, 1890 nt
Organism: Naegleria lovaniensis
Lineage: Eukaryota; Heterolobosea; Eutetramitea; Acrasida; Naegleriidae
Exons: 1
Coding region: 1-1890 (629 amino acids)
Source: RefSeq, a predicted model, not a curated record
AUGUCUUUUGGCAAUCAAACCAAAGAACGGCCAGUGACUUCCUUGCGAUUUUAUGUUCCUCUUCAACCUAUUGAUUUUGAGUCUUAUGAGGAUCCGAGAGCGAGUGCUUUUCAAACAUGUGUUGUUAAUUUUGAGGAAUUGAUGGCCAAAACAAAGAAAGUGCUUGGUAUAAAAAAGAAAAAACCCAAUAAUGACAAGAAAGUGAUUGAUGAUAGUGAAGAUGAAGUAGCAUUGUCAGGAUCGGAACUAUCAAAAGGAGGAGCUGUAGAAAAUGCGGAUCAAACAAACGGAGCAGCAGACUCUACAAUGAAAUCGCUACAGCCAAAAUUGAAACCAAACGAAGCUGAUGGAGAAGAUAUUACUAAACAACGAACCAUUGACGAUGAUAGUGAAGAAGAAGUAGUAUUUGCAACAGAGGACUCUAGCACUGAGGAUGAAGAUGCAGUUGAAAAGACAAGGAAAAGGCUCAAAAAGAACACCCUUCUUGAAGAGAAACUAAAACAAGUAUCAUUUGGUGAUGAGGAAGGAAGAAGAAGAAUUGCUGAGGAUUUAGAUUGGUUAGAUGAUUCAGGAGCACCAUUCUCCAAGUUGAAUUCUGUUAUUCACAGCAUUACACAGAGAGAAAGAAUGCUUAAAAAUCAGUUGACAAUGCAUGAACAGACGAGAAAAACCAGCUCUGAAUCUAGCAAGAAGAAAAAACCUGAAAAAGAACGAAAAAAACGUGACGAUGAAUACGACAGUGACGAUUCAUGGAUUGAUGACACUGAGUAUGACUUGAUGACAGACAUUCCAAUGCUACCUCCAUCAGAAUAUCAAGCAACAGCACCAAGUUUUACUCUCAAAAAGAAAGGAGACAAAAAGAAAAUUGAAGACGAGGAGGAGGAUAGCUCUGACGACUCUGGUGGUGAAGAAUCUCUAUCAGAAGACGACUCCGCAACCAAAAAAUUCCCUGAAGAUAUUGAAAAAGCUAUCCAAGAAUUACAAGAUUUAGCCACAGAAAAAGGUUUUGAUAAUACAAAAACAUACAAAACAAUACCAAUAGAGCUUAAUGAGGGCCUUAAAAAGUUGGCCAUGGAAAGAAUGAAGUAUUACAAGAAAGGUGUUCCCAACACAUUGCUGAGACGGUUGCAAAAGAUACCGCCGCUUAAUUUUGGGCCAAAAACGAUUAAGGAGAGAAUGAAAGCACUGAUUCAGGAAUAUGAAGCUGGUCAACAUCCUGUUGAGAUACAAACAUUGAAGGAUAGGCUAAAAAAGAGUUUAUUCAAGGAUAUGAAUGAAUGUUUAGAAAGAAAGGGCCAAAAAGGGGAGGCACUUUCUUAUUCAGCCGAGAAUUAUAUUACACUUCGGGAAAAGGUCAGAGAUUUAGAAGGGGCUCGAUUAAUCAAUUCACAAGAAACUAACGAUUUAAUGCGAACAAUUAUUAGAAAGAUUUUGAAACCAAACGGUGAGACAGCGGGCAAGAAAAAAGCCGAGGAAGAAAGUGAUAAAAAGAAGGAAGUGGAUACCUUCUUGAAGGAAUUGAAGUCAAUAUGGCCUACAAAAACAGAUUUGAUGAAAAAGGUUAGAUCUUUAUGCCCCGAGCUGGAACCACCAAAACCAGCCGCAUCAUCUUCAUCAUCAACAACAACAACAACGUCCACUUCUGCUGCAACAAGCUCGUCGAAACCCUCUUCUGACACAACAGAACCUUCUAAAGCAGCGUCUAGCGACAAGCAACCAGAGAAAACAAGCGACAAGAAAGAAAAAAAGGAAAAAAAAGAGAAGAAGGAAAAGAAGAAAGAAAAAUCAAAGAAGAAAGAAAGCAAUGAAGAUGAAAAGAAGAGAAAGAAAGAUGAAGAUGACGAUGGUAUCACGGCAAGAGUGGCAAGAAAGAAGAAGAAAAAGGAAUAG